AAACGCUUUCGGUAUACUAUAUUGUGUUAUGUGCGUCGUUUGUGUAUAAAAACGCGCGACGCACUAGUGUUUGUGUGGCCACUUCUAUGAUGACAAAAGAUACAUAGAAACAGUCGUAGUCGCUGUGAAAAAAGAAAAAAAAUGUUUUCUCUCUCUCUCGUUCGCUCGUAUUUCAUAGCACAAAGUGAAUUCGAUUUGGAUUCACGUUAAAUUCUGGUUCGCAUUCAGUCACAGUCAUCGUUGAAUUAUCGUCGUGUAAGCAACAAGCUAUGUGUUUUUGCAUUCUGUAUCACAACACCGUGUGCAAAUCAUCACAAACAUCGAGUUAAGUGAAAAGAAAAUGGAAUAAAAGAAUUUGUAAUUGAGAGAAGCAAAAAAAAAACGAAGAAGAAGUGAGUGUAUCAGAAUUUGUCAAAGAGGCCAAAUGUGUGGGCCAAUAAGAACAUCAAACUCGAGAGCAAAAUAAACAAUUCGACGAUUCGCACACGCACAGUAGGCAAACCAAAUAGUUGAAUUAAAAUCAAUCGAAUUUGCAUCAAAUUGCAAUUGAUCUAGUGAAACGAAAGGAAAAAAAUGCAGACAAUGUGAAUAAGACGAAACGAAAUUAGACGCCAAACAUGCGAAAUUGUGAAAUGUUGUGCGAAUGUCGGUCGUGUUGUUUGUGUAUCACCAUUCAUCGAUUUAUCAAUGAAUGUUUGUGCGCACGAUGGAUUUUAAUUGAAAUUCGUGCGAGUGUCGAGAUUCUUCUUUCUUUUUCGACAUCUUGUUGAUUGUUUAGCCGUGUUUGUGUGUGUGUGUGUGUUUGUUUUUAUUUUAUCGUGCAAUGAUUCCGUGCUGAAAAGCCACUAGAGAAGAAAAUUAAAGACUGGCAAUUUUGUGAAACGGGGCGGCCAGACAAUAACGACGACGACCCAAAUAAUAACGCGAAAAAAAAACAAACAAACAAAAUAAAUUGCAUUUUGCGUGUACCGUGCAUUCCGUUGCUUCGAAAAUUCAAUAGAGAACAAGUGAUUUCUUUUUCUCGUGUGCAGCGGUCUACUGCCUGUCAAAUAAAGAAGACGACAACGCACUGCAGACGAACAUCAGAGAGGAAAGAAGCAAAAAUCGCAGCCGCAGCAGCGCACCGACAACAUCGAUAACAAAUCAUUCAUUAAGACAACCAAUUAGUGAGAAAAAGGGGGUAAUACAAACACGGAGAGCAAAAUGCAAACAUUCGGAAGCGGAAGUGUUCGGUCAGGUGUUUACGAUGGGAAAAUAGCUGGUCUAUAUGAUUUGGAGCAAACACUUGGUGUUGGACAUUUUGCCACUGUGAAAUUGGCCCGGCAUGUGUUCACUGGCGAAAAAGUUGCCGUUAAAGUCAUCGACAAAACCAAAUUGGACGAAGUCUCACGCGCACAUCUAUUCCAGGAAGUUCGAUGCAUGAAAUUAGUUCAACAUCCGCAUGUGGUGCGAUUAUACGAAGUCAUCGACACACAAACCAAAUUGUACUUGAUUUUAGAGCUAGGCGAUGGCGGUGAUCUCUACGACUAUAUUAUGAAGCACGAGGGUGGCUUAAGCGAACACUUAGCUAGAGAAUAUUUUCGACAAAUUGUCCGAGCCAUUUCAUAUUGUCAUAAAUUGCAUGUGGUGCACAGAGAUUUAAAGCCGGAAAAUGUGCUGUUCUUCGAAAAAUUAGGCAUUGUCAAAUUGACCGAUUUCGGUUUUAGUAAUAAAUUUUGCCCUGGCCAAAAACUUGAAACAUCUUGUGGCAGUCUGGCAUAUUCAGCACCCGAAAUUCUCUUGGGUGACUCAUACGAUGCACCAGCUGUCGACGUUUGGUCGCUGGGUGUAAUAUUGUAUAUGCUUGUGUGUGGCCAUCCACCGUUCCAAGAGGCAAACGAUUCGGAAACAUUGACAAUGAUUAUGGACUGCAAAUAUACGACACCCGCUCAUGUGUCAAAUGAGUGUCGUGAUUUAAUUGCUCGGAUGCUGUUGCGUGAACCAGAGAAGCGGGCGACACUCGCUGAAAUUGCCACCGAUAGAUGGUUAACACAAGAUGGAUCUGAGCAUGUACAUGUACCUGAAUAUUUACCGUUAGUUAGUAGGCAGCAAGUUAGCGAUGAUGAUCAUGCGCUUAUUAUUCAGAAAAUGAUCAAUGGGAAUAUUGCAACCAAAGAAGAAAUUUUAGAAGCUCUAGAUAAAAAUGAAUAUAAUCACAUAACAGCCACGUAUUUUCUGUUGGCUGAACGACGACUGAAAAUAACGCGACAGGAGACAGCACAAGCGGAGGGUUCAACUGCGCCAAACAAUGGGAAAGCAUCACCGAAAAAGCCAUCCGGUGAUGUGGUUGAUGCUGCAAUUGAUAUUCUGUCGAGCAAUUUGCUGGCACCGCCGUCAACUGGAUAUUAUAAUAGUUCAAGGACUGGAGUCGAUGGAGUAGUGACAACUACUGGACGUUCGCGAAAGUGCAGUAUUGUACAAGAGGAGGAUGACGAUGAAGACGAUGACGGUGAACGGGACGAUGGCUCGUUAAAUCGUCGGGGUUCAAAGUCUGAGGGCCGGAUAAACAUAACGGUUCAGGAUCGGUUGGCCGAAACGGAGCGACUAAAGAAAGAAUGUGCUGCAAAAAUGUUGGCAACAGACAUUGCGCCCACCCGAAGUGUGUUCGACGGCAUUUGCAAUGUGAAAGUAUUGACAGCGAGCGACAUGGAUCCGAAUCGAUUGGGUCGUCGGCAAUUUGGUCACAAGCCAAUUCCACGUCCAUUGGAAUUGCAAAACAAUGCAAACGAUGCGAUAUUUCGAACGAUAGUGGAACCACCAUCGCCGAACAUUAUCGCGGGCACACAAAAUGGUGAACAGGCCAAUUCAGAAGUGGCGACUUUUGCCACUGAAAAUACCAUAGCUGAGACGAAAUUUCUAACCGAUUCGUCGACGAUAACCAUUCCGAUAUCGUCGCAAACGCCCGCCGCCCUAGUCACUCCACCGAAAUACAAAACGAUGCCAUCGCCUGAACGAGUCAACACCAUUCUGCCGGGUGCAAUGUGUUUAAAUGAGAUUUUUGAAGAAGGCACUGACAUUGGUUCGUCCGACACAAGCGCAACGACCACACCUCGGCCCGUAGCCAAACAUGCCAAUUUCACAAACAAUCGAAGUGCAUCGCAAAGCGGUGCCCAUGCUCAUCGACGGUCAAAAUUUAACAAAUCCCGUACGGCAUCGUGUUCGUCCUCGGACGAUGAUGAUUCGGAAAAUCGAAAGAAACGCGCACACAAAAUUGUCGAUUCGACAAAGCCAAUUCAAACACAACGCCGUGACUCGAAUGAUGAUUCAAGUGAUUCACAGGAUCCCAGCAAUCCGACAUGUGGUGCAUCGGGAUCGGGAUCAACGUCAUUUGCAGUGCAAAUCAUUAGCGAUGGAUCGAAUGCCAGUGAGUCGACCAACGAUGAAACCGCACAAACCGGUGAAUCAAAUACGAAUGGCCGGCAACAAAAAAGUAUUCAAGGUUUCCGGCGUCAUCGGGCUGGCCGACGACGAACGGGCGAGACACGGCUGCGAGAAAGUCAAUCUUUGAAUCGAAUUACUGAGGUGCAAGAAAGUGAAAUGCCAAUUUCGAAUACGAUUCAAUAUCCAAACCGAUCGCCGGCCACACUUUCAACGAGUGCCAUUGAUCAAGCCGAUCCCCAAUCACCAACCACAUCAACACAUUCAACGGUCACACCAAUUGCAACGCACAAAACACCCAAAUUAGGAUUCGGUGCACGAUUGCUGCAAGGAUUCAAACGGUCUGAGUCAAAUUCAAAGUCCGACACCGUGACAAAAUCCAACGAACCAAAGAAUAAGCAUAACAAUAACAACAACAAUAAGAACAAUUGGAAUGGUAAUGGACAUCACAUAUCAUCGGCUGAAUCGAAUGAAACCUUAAAUUGGAUCAAACACUCAAAGCCACCGCUACGCGUCAAGGCACAUCAACGUCUUAAGAAUCUCAAGUGCUUAGUCGAUAUAUUCAGUUAAAAUAUUCGACCAAAAGUCUAUCUGUCACACUCAACACACAACACCACUUACAAUUUAUGGCAUAACCAAUUUGUUUAUUUCUUUUUCGAGCAAUUUAUCGGCCACACGACGACAACAACAACAACAACAACAUCACAAUCACAUCUCAUUGCUGAUCUGACUUGCAAAUGCCAAAAUAAAUAUAAAUUGAAUAUUCAUUGUAGCUUGUGCUGUGUCGCGCUUUUCGGUCAACCCCGGCACUGGGUAGAUUACAAUCGCUCGAAUACUUAACCAUAUUUACAUUUAGAAUAUAAACCCAAAAAAAAAAUGUUAUUUUCGUUCCGUGCAACCGCUUCUGACAUAUGACAAAAACAUUAAGCCGCGGCUAUUUUCGCUGGUUAGCAAUGUGUGUUUAUAUUCAGACUGUUUCAAUGGCGUUCGUAAACCACAUUGUCGAAAAUAGAGUUGAACGUAGCAUAUUGUAAUUCAUAACAAUUGUCCUCGGUGUGUAGUCCAAUAAAUAUUUGCAAACAUUGUAUUAAGACAAACCAAAACACACACAAACACAGACUCACUCACAUACAAACUCUCACACCGUAAUUUAUAUUUAGACAUUUAAUUUGUAAGUUUAGAGAGGAUUUUAUUGAGGUUUUUUCUUCUAGAAAUACUCAUUCAAAGUUUUUUGCAUUGUAGAACAAUCUCUCCCACUACGACAAUUUGUAUUUGUUGUCGAUCCCAUCCAAAUGUGCAAAAAAAAAACGAUACGAUGAUUUUUUUAUCCACAUUUUUUUCUACCCUACACCACCAAACUAAUAAAAAAUGAAACAAGCAACCGAUUUUUAA
Molecule: messenger RNA, 4809 nt
Organism: Sitodiplosis mosellana (orange wheat blossom midge)
Lineage: Eukaryota; Metazoa; Arthropoda; Insecta; Diptera; Cecidomyiidae
Gene: Snrk
Exons: 8
Coding region: 1204-3987 (927 amino acids)
Biological process (GO): microtubule cytoskeleton organization; intracellular signal transduction; protein phosphorylation
Cellular component (GO): cytoplasm
Molecular function (GO): ATP binding; tau-protein kinase activity; protein serine/threonine kinase activity
Source: RefSeq, a predicted model, not a curated record